Trichoderma aggressivum f. europaeum is the source of this 1308-nucleotide messenger RNA. RefSeq lists its product as uncharacterized. The record is from RefSeq and is a predicted model, not a curated record. Bases 1 to 1308 code for a protein of 435 amino acids. NCBI's taxonomy places the organism in Eukaryota, Fungi, Ascomycota, Sordariomycetes, Hypocreales, Hypocreaceae. The transcript is spliced from 2 exons.
AUGCAGCAAUCACGCAAACGCCCUCCCAGCCCCGACCUCGUGCCCAAUCCCCUCAUCAAGAAGCGCAACCUGGCCUGGUCCAUCGACUCUCCCUCAUCUCAUCCCCAUCUCCAUCGUCCUGCUCCUCCUCCUCCUCGCAGCAUCUCGACCGCCUCCAUCCCCUCCGGCAGACGCAGACCCACCGCCGGCACCACCGCCGAGAUCGAGUCCGGAGCUGUCGACAUCCCCGACCAUCUGCCACGCUUCUCAUCAACUCUCUCCUCGCAUCUGCGCCCGACAUCGGCUGCCGUCCCUCGGCUAUCCGUCGCAUCCUAUUCGCACCUCUACCAGAGCUGCCAAGGGAGCCCCCGCGGUGCGCAUUUCGUGGUGCACCAGCACGACCAUCCCGUCGCCGGUCCGCACUACGACCUGCGUCUUCAGAUCAACGAGACGAGCAGCGUCAGCUGGGCCAUCAUAGCACUGCAGAAUCACCUUGUCGAAACCGCGUCUCCAGAGACGGGCUCCCUCCUCAUCUGGGACACGGGCACGUACUCGAUUCUCCCACGCCCCAGCAAACAUGCCCCUACUCUCGACCCCUCCUCACCGCCAGCCUCUCACCAAUCUGCAUCUCCAUCUCCCUCACAGACGGCCCAGUCUCUCCUUCACGCAGCCUUCCAGGACCGUAAGAUCCGGCUGCGUCUCCACGGAGCAAAGCUCCCUGAUCCAUACGUCAUCAAUCUCCGCCUGACCAAGUCGGAAGAUGCCGCAGGGCGGUAUAGGGGCCUGAAGACACGGGCUGCAGGUACCGCUCGUAGGCGUCGAGGGAGAACGACGCGGGUUCAGCCACAAGAGCGGGAAACCAGCUCUUCUUCUUCUUCUUCUUCUUCUUCUUUUUCUUCUUUCAGCGGCGAGGCUGGCGAUGACGAUGGCCAUGUCUUGGAUAAUGAAGAGCCUCGAAUCGAAGCCAAUGACGAUCCCUCUCUGAGCCAACAGCAAGACGCACAAGUCCGCCUCACAAACGCCUACCCCGGGGCCUCAAACACCAUCGGCAGCAUCCACCAGCGAAGAUGGUACCUCUCCCUAGAUCGCCGCGCAUGUGGCUUUACAGAAAAGCGGCGUCGCGGCCGCAGCAGCAUGUGGGAGCCUCCCUCGAUAGAGUCACCUUCAGCCUCGGAACCAGGAUCCUCGCGGCUCUCGUUCCCGUUUUACGUCCGCGGGCCGCCGUUUGAACAGAGCGUUGUGACGGGGAGAAGAGGAGAGGACGUUUUGCGGGAUCAAGGCGUAACUACUUUUAUCCCGAGGAAAGGUUGGAUGCCCGUGAUGAAGUGA